Didymosphaeria variabile is the source of this 5742-nucleotide messenger RNA. RefSeq lists its product as uncharacterized. The record is from RefSeq and is a predicted model, not a curated record. Lineage: Eukaryota; Fungi; Ascomycota; Dothideomycetes; Pleosporales; Didymosphaeriaceae. Gene Ontology annotation, cellular component: cytosol. Bases 1 to 5742 code for a protein of 1913 amino acids. The transcript has 5 exons.
AUGGCGGACAACAACCCGGAAUUGCAGGCGAAGCUGCGGGAGCUGGACCACGAGCUGGAGGAAGGCGACAUCACGCAGAAAGGGUACGAAAAGCGACGGACCAUCCUCUUGUCGCAGUACCUCGGGUCUGAGCAGCAGGAGCAGCUACAGAGCCAGCUACGCCUUGCCAAUCCAUCAUCUGAGGAAUCUGACUCACGUUCCGCAUCGCUCGCCGCCCUUUCAGGCCCUCCACAGCCGCCCACGCUCGAGCUGCCCCAGGAUGAAGCGCCUUACAGCGCUCCACCCAGGAACAACACCAACGGGGGGAGCCCCCAAUAUAUGGCAUAUCCACCCAGCCAGGUCGGACGCUUUCAACAGAAGCAGCUGGGUCUGCGAACUAAUUCCUUAGAGAGAAGGGCGUCAUACGGUAGCGAGACCUUCAUCCCGCGACCCGGAACCCCCGAGACGUAUCCGUACUCCCGCGACGGUACCAUGGUCGGGUCCAACUUUGCCUUCAAUCCGGACACUCAGGGUGGCUACGAUGGCGCCUAUGGUUCGCCCGGAGGGGAGGGCGUCAGUCGGCAGAGCACGAUGCUGGAUGCGCACCAGGGUUACUUCUCCGACUUUACAGGUCAGCAGAUGGACGACAACCGCGAUUCGUACGGCGGACCGAGCCGAUACUCAUCUGGAGACGCUUUCUCCCCGACUGCUGCGAUUCCACCGCCCAUGAUGACCCAGGGUGAUCUUCCAGGAGGCAUUAUCGAAAGUAUGCUUCCACUCGAGCCGCGCGACCUUCCCUUUGACGUAUACGACCCGCACAACCCGAACAUUCUUAUGUCCAAAUUCGACAACAUUGGCGCGGUGUUGCGACAUCGAGGGCGCGUGCAGCCGCGACAGCCUGCGUUUUGGGUGCUGGAUUCGAAGGGGAAAGAGACGGCAUCUAUAACAUGGGAAAAAGUCGCGAGCCGAGCUGAAAAGGUUGCCAAGGUCAUACGAGACAAGAGCAAUCUGUAUCGUGGAGACCGCGUUGCGCUGGUGUACCGGGAUACGGAAAUCAUCGAGUUCGCCGUGGCGUUGAUGGGAUGCUUCAUCGCGGGCGUUGUUGCAGUCCCAAUCAAUAGCGUGGAUGACUACCAGAAACUCAAUCUUCUUCUGACCACAACCCAAGCACAUCUUGCUCUUACCACCGACAACAACCUGAAGGCCUUCCACCGGGACAUAAGCCAGAAUCGCCUGAAAUGGCCAAGCGGCGUCGAAUGGUGGAAGACCAACGAGUUCGGAAGUUACCAUCCAAAGAAACACGAUGAGACACCUCCACUUCAGGUCCCCGAAGUCGCGUAUAUUGAGUUCUCGCGCGCCCCGACUGGUGAUUUGCGCGGAGUUGUGCUCAGCCACCGUACCAUCAUGCAUCAGAUGGCGUGCAUCAGCGCCAUCAUUACCACUAUUCCAACGGGCGGCAGCUCAGACACGUUCAACACCAGCUUGCGCGACAAGAAUGGGAACUUUAUUGCAAGCCCACCGAGAUCAUCGCCCACCGAGGUCAUCCUGAGUUAUUUGGACCCGCGCGAAAGUGCUGGUCUGAUUCUCGGUGUGCUGUACGCCGUCUAUGGCGGACACACCACAGUAUGGAUGGAAGCGCAGACAGUCGAGACACCGGGAUUGUACGCGCAUCUCAUCACAAAGUAUAAGACUACCAUCAUGGUAGCUGACUAUCCUGGGUUGAAGCGCGCUGCAUACAAUUACCAGACAGAUCCCAUGGCGACGCGCAAUUUCAAGAAAAACAUGGACCCAAACUUCGCUUCGGUGAGGAUGUGUCUGAUAGAUACACUUACCGUAGACACCGAGUUCCAUGAGAUCCUAGGAGACCGAUGGUUGCGACCGAUGAGGAACCCCAGAGCUAACGAGCUGAUAGCUCCUAUGCUAUGCUUGCCGGAGCACGGCGGCAUGAUAGUAUCUGUAAGAGACUGGCUAGGUGGCGAAGAACGCAUGGGCUGCCCUUUGAGCAUGGAGGAAGAGGAACAGAGUGAUGAAGACGAGAAGGUCGAGGAUACACCAACCAACGGAUACUCUAGUCUGAUUGGCGGAGGCAUAACGAAGAAGACAAACCAAAAGAAGAGUCGCACAGAGCUGACUGAGAUUCUGUUAGACAAGGAAGCACUGAAGAUGAAUGAGAUAGUUGUUGUUGCGAUGGGCGAAGAAGCCCGCAAACGAGCGAACGAACCCGGAACGAUGAAAGUGGGCGCUUUUGGGUAUCCUAUACCAGAUGCCACACUCGCGGUUGUCGACCCAGAAACUAGCCUGCUCUGCUCGCCGUAUACUGUCGGCGAGAUUUGGAUAGAUUCGCCAUCUUUAUCUGGCGGCUUCUGGCAGCUGCAGAAGCACACCGAAACGAUUUUCCACGCGCGCCCAUAUCGCUUCGUCGAGGGCAGCCCGACCCCUCAACUGCUAGAGUUAGAGUUCCUACGUACAGGCCUGCUGGGAUGCAUUGUGGAGGGCAAAAUAUUCGUGUUGGGAUUGUACGAAGAUCGCAUAAGACAGCGAGUGGAGUGGGUCGAACAUGGAGUAUUUGAAGCCGAGCAUCGCUACUUCUUCGUGCAGCAUCUUGUUACGAGCAUUAUGAAGACGGUGCCAAAGAUUUAUGACUGUUCUGCAUUUGAUGCUCAUGUCAACGGGGAAUACCUUCCCAUUAUCUUGAUUGAGACGCAAGCCGCAUCAACCGCACCAACAAACCCUGGAGGCCCGCCGCGACAAUUGGAUAUUCCAUUCCUCGAUUCUUUAUCUGAGCGAUGCAUGGAGGUGCUUUAUCAGGAGCACCAUCUUCGUGUUUAUUGCGUCAUGAUCACGGCGCCCAACACAUUGCCGCGUGUGAUCAAGAAUGGCAGGCGAGAGAUUGGCAACAUGCUCUGCAGGAAAGAAUUCGACAACGGUUCGUUGCCCUGCGUUCAUGUUAAGUUCGGCGUAGAGAGAGCUGUGCAGAACAUUGCACUCGGCGAUGAUCCUGCCGGGGGCAUCUGGUCGCCACAAGCUUCCAUGGCGCGCCAGAACUAUCUUUUGUUGCAGGAUAAGCAGUACUCCGGCGUAGACCAUCGCGAAGUAGUCAUCGAUGAUCGCACAUCAACACCGCUAAACCAAUUCUCGAACAUUCACGAUCUGAUGCAGUGGCGUGUAUCACGGCAGUCUGAGGAGCUCGCCUACUGCAGCAUCGAUGGUAGAGGAAAAGAAGGAAAGGGCGUCAACUGGAAGAAGUUUGACCAGAAGGUCGCUGCGGUUGCAGUAUAUCUGAAAAACAAGGUCAAAAUCACAGCCGGCGACCAUGUGCUUCUAAUGUACACCCAUUCAGAAGAAUUCGUUUUCGCCAUCCACGCCUGUUUCGUACUGGGCGCAAUCGCGAUACCAAUGGCACCAAUCGACCAAAAUCGGUUAAAUGAAGAUGCUCCAGCACUUCUCCACAUAAUAUCAGACUUCAAAGUCAAGGCCAUCAUUGUCAACACAGAUGUGGAUCACCUGCUCAAGAUCAAGCAGGUAUCACAACAUUUGAAGCAGUCCGCCGUCAUCCUCAAAGUCAAUCUACCCAAUAUCUACAACACCACGAAACCGACCAAACAAUCCAGUGGCUGUCGCGAUCUUGGAUUGACGAUCAAGCCAGCUUGGGUCCAGACAGGAUAUCCGGUGCUCAUAUGGACGUUCUGGACACCCGAUCAGAGGCGAAUCGCAGUACAGCUUGGGCACAGUACUAUCAUGGCCCUUGGGAAAGUCCAGAAAGAGACCUGCCAAAUGACCAGCACGCGACCUGUUCUGGGUUGUGUCCGUAGUACGAUAGGACUCGGCUUUAUCCACACCUGCAUCAUGGGUAUCUUCUUGGCAGCCCCGACAUACCUUGUCUCACCUGUAGACUUUGCACAGAACCCCAACAUUCUCUUCCAGACGCUUUCACGGUACAAGAUCAAGGAUGCGUAUGCAACCAGUCAAAUGCUUGACCAUGCCAUGGCACACGGUGCUGGCAAGUCUAUGGCUAUGCACGAGCUAAAGAACCUGAUGAUCGCGACCGACACUCGGCCCCGCGUUGACGUUUAUCAACGUGUGCGCAUGCAUUUCGGUUCAGCAAGCCUCGACAGAACAGCCAUUAACACAGUCUACUCGCACGUCCUCAACCCGAUGAUCGCGUCCCGCUCAUACAUGUGCAUCGAACCCAUCGAAUUGCACCUUGAACUGAACGCACUACGCCGUGGUCUUAUCAUGCCUGUUGACCCAGACACAGAACCGCACGCUCUGUUCGUGCAAGAUUCAGGCAUGGUCCCGGUCAGCACACAGAUUUCCAUCGUUAACCCAGAGACCAACACGCUGUCACUCGUUGGCGAGUACGGCGAGAUCUGGGUGCAGUCGGAGGCGAACGCGCAUAGCUUCUAUGGGUCCAAGGAAAGGCUUGAUGCUGAGAGAUUCAACGGUAGAACAUUGGACGGCGAUCCCAAUGUAAGAUAUGUUCGGACGGGCGAUUUGGGGUUCUUACAUAACGUCACGCGCCCCAUCGGACCUGGUGGCGCUCCGGUCGACAUGCAAGUUUUGUUUGUGCUUGGCGGUAUCGGGGACACUUUUGAGGUCAAUGGGUUGAAUCAUUUCUCGAUGGACAUCGAGUCGUCCGUGGAGCGGUGCCACCGGAAUAUCGUGCCUGGAGGCUGUGCCGUAUUCCAAGCCGGCGGUCUCGUCGUAGUAGUCGUCGAAAUCUUCCGUCGCAACUUCCUCGCCUCCAUGGUGCCUGUCAUCGUCAAUGCCAUCCUCAACGAACACCAGCUGGUCAUCGAUAUCGUUGCCUUUGUCAUCAAAGGCGACUUCCACCGCUCGCGCCUCGGUGAGAAACAGAGAGGCAAGAUCCUUGCGGGUUGGGUCACGCGCAAAAUGCGCACCAUCGCGCAAUACAGCAUCCGCGACGGCGGUAUGGACAACAUUUACGAGAGUGCAGAGCCCCAGGGCCGUCCCAGCACCAGCACUUUCCGAAACAGCACCAGCGGCGGUCCGGGCAGUGUGAAAGGCAGCAUGCGCGCAAGCAGUACGUUAGGCAUGACGGCUGCAAUGAACAGCUUACAACUGCAGACGGGCGGCAGCAUGGUCCAGGAAUUGCCAUCGCAACAGCAACAACGACACAUGAGCUUCGGUGCUCCUCUACCACAGGGUGUCUCCGAGUUGCCUGGAGAGCGGUAUACCGAAAGCAUUCCCGAGCUCGGCACAGGCAGCAACAAGGAGAUGCGCGCCGACGAUUUCACGCCAACCGAGCAGAAGAUUCCAGAGUUUCUGCCACGCCUCCUAGACGAUGGUACUGGAAAGCACUAUUCGCCCGUCGACGCGGCGGGUGUCUUCGACUCGCCGAGUGAGCCGUACGGGGCAGGUUUCGAUGCAAAUCACACGCAGUAUGGUGCCUCGGGGCUUUCUACAGCGCCUCUUCCGAGCGUCCUGCGUCCGGGGCCGCCAUCUGAACAAGCUCCGCAGCCUCCGUAUGGGAACAAACCGUAUAUGAAUUACCAGUCUGGGCAGCACCAGCAGCAAGCGUACCUACCACAGCAGUACCACAGCGUUGACGACGGUAAUUCGAAUUGGCCACUGGGCGCAGGAGAGCAGGAGGAGCCGCAGCAGCAGAGAGGCGGCUUGAGAGUCGCGAAUGCGAGUCGCGACUCUACGGAUAGCGAGGCGGAGACCGAGUGGAAGCAGGAAGCAGCUAUGAUGAUGAAUUUCGCGGGCACAGGGCCCGAUUCUAUAGGGAGGUUGAACUAA